AUGGAAAGAUUAGCUCAAUUAGCAUUACAAACUACUGCAGCAGUUGGUGCUCCACCAGCUCCAGCUCAUCCUUUAGAUCCAUUAUCACCUCAAGAAAUUAAAUCAGUUUCAAAUAUUGUUAGAAAUAAUUACAAGAAUAAAUCAAUUAUUUUCAAUACUGUUACUUUAAGAGAACCAAUUAAAAGAGCAUAUUAUGAAUGGAAAGAAAAAAAUGGUCCAAAACCACCGAGAAUUGCUUAUUUUGUAAUUGUUGCUGAAGGUGAUGAAGGUGUCCAUGAAGGUUUAGUUGAUAUUUCUAAUCAAGAAUUAAUUGAAUUUAAAAACACUACAGGUGUUCAACCAAUUUUAACUCCUUAUGAUUUACAAAAAACUGAAAAUAUUGUUCGUAAUGAUCCUGAAGUUAUUAGACAAUGUGAAUUGAGUGGUUUACCAAAAGGUCAAAUGGAUAAAAUUUAUUGUGAUGCUUGGACUAUUGGUUAUGAUGAAAGAUGGGGUGCAGGUAAAAGAUUACAACAAGCUUUAAUGUAUUAUAGAUCAGAUGAAGAUGAUUCUCAUUAUUCACAUCCAUUUGAUUUUUGUCCAAUUGUUGAUAUGAAUGCUGGUAAAGUUAUUUCCAUUGAUAUUCCUCAAGUUAGAAGACCACUUUCUAAAUUUAAACAUUCAAGUUUCCAUCCAAAACAUAUUCAAGAAAAAUUUGGUACUAAAGAAAAUCCAUCAGGUUAUAGAGAUGAUAAUACUAUUAUCAAUAUUACUCAACCAAAUGGUGUUUCAUUUAAAUUAGAUGGUAAUGUUAUGACUUGGUCAAAUUUCAAAUUCCAUAUUGGUUUCAAUUAUCGUGAAGGUAUUGUUUUAAGUGAUAUGACUUGGAAUGGUCAUGGAAAACCAAGAUCAUUAUUUCAUCGUAUUUCUUUAUGUGAAAUGGUGGUUCCAUACGGUUCACCAGAUUUCCCACAUCAAAGAAAACAUGCUUUAGAUAUUGGUGAAUACGGUGCUGGUAAUUGUACAAAUCCAUUAGCUUUAGGUUGUGAUUGUAAAGGUGUUAUUCAUUAUAUGGAUGCUCAUUUCCCAGAUAAAGAUGGUGAAGCAACUACUGUUAAAAAUGCUGUUUGUAUUCAUGAAGAAGAUGAUGGUUUAUUAUUUAAACAUUCAGAUUUUAGAGAUGAUUUCCAAACUAAUGUUACUACAAGAGGUAAGAAAUUAAUUGUUUCACAAAUUUUUACAGCUGCUAAUUAUGAAUAUUGUUUAUAUUGGAUUUUUAGACAAGAUGGUACUAUUAAAUUAGAAGUUAGAUUAACUGGUAUAUUAAAUACUUAUAUUUGUGGUGAUAAUGAAGAUAUUGGACCAUGGGGUACAAAAGUUUAUCCAAAUGUUAAUGCUCAUAAUCAUCAACAUUUAUUCUCAUUAAGAUUACAUCCAAGAAUUGAUGGUGAUAAUAAUUCAGCAGGUACAAGUGAUGCUAGACCAUCACCAUUCCCAACUGGUUCAAAUGAAAAUAUGUAUGGUAAUGCUUUCUAUUGUGAUAAACAAACUUUUAAAACUGUUAAAGAUGGUGUUACUAAUCUUGAUGGUGCAACUGCAAGAACUUGGGAUAUUUUUAAUCCAAAUUCAAUUCAUCCAUAUUCAGGUAAACCAGCUACUUAUAAAUUAGUUUCAACUUUCUGUUCACCAUUAUUAGCUCAAGAAGGUUCAUUAGUUAGAAAAAGAGCUCCAUGGGCUGCUAAUCAUACUCAAGUCAUUCCAUAUAAAGAUGAUCAAUAUGGUUAUGGUUUAUUAUAUCCAUCAGGUGAUCAUGUUGCUCAAUGGAGUGGUGAUGGUAAAAGAGGUAUGAGAGAAUGGAUUGGUGAUGGUAAAGCAAGUAUUGAUAAUACUGAUAUUGUUUUCUUCCAUACUUUUGGUAUUACUCAUUUCCCAGCUCCAGAAGAUUUCCCAGUUAUGCCAACAGAGAUUUUUGAUUUACAAUUAAGACCAAGAAAUAUUCAUCUUGAAAAUCCUGUAUUGGAUGUUAGACCAUCAUAUGCUAGAACAACAAAAGAAGUUAAAGCUAAUGCAGUAGGUGUUGAUACUUGUAGUUUGACUGUUGAUAAAUCUUCAAGAUUAGCUACUGAAUGUGUUCAAAAAUAA
Molecule: messenger RNA, 2121 nt
Organism: Lodderomyces jiufengensis
Lineage: Eukaryota; Fungi; Ascomycota; Pichiomycetes; Serinales; Debaryomycetaceae
Gene: AMO1
Product: Amo1p
Exons: 1
Coding region: 1-2121 (706 amino acids)
Biological process (GO): amine metabolic process
Molecular function (GO): copper ion binding; primary methylamine oxidase activity; quinone binding
Source: RefSeq, a predicted model, not a curated record